AAUUGGGCUCCCAGGGCGCUGAAAAUGUGGCAACGCUGUUUGGAUGCGACCUCAACUCAAUUGAUCGGAUUGCUAGGAUUCCUAUCUAGCCGCAUUCAGUCAUUAUGAACCGCCGGAAACGCGGCUAUGAAGAUCGGGAAGGCGGUGGGGCGGGUGGGUACCGCAAAAAGCGGCGAACCAACGAAACGGUGGAAAUCGAGGAUCGCUUGGAAUCGCUCAUUCUCCGUGUGGGCGAAAAGAGCACCUCAUCCUUGGAAAGCAAUUUAGAGGGUCUGGCUUCGGUGUUGGAGGCGGAUUUGACCACCUACAAGAACAAGAUCCUCAAGAUCUUGGUGGAUUGCGCCGUCUCUUUGCCCGAUAAGUGCACCAUCUACACCACCCUCAUCGGAUUACUCAACACCAAGAACUACAACUUUGGCGGCGAGUGCGUGGAGUUACUCAUCAAGUCCAUGAAAGACUCGUUGAAAACGGUCAAAUGGGAGCAAGCGCGUUUUGCCCUGCGUUUCAUCGCGGAUUUGGUCAAUUGCCACGUUAUCUCGGCCGGAUCUCUCCUCCAACUCAUGGACAAUUUUGUGGAUGCCGCCUUGGAAGAGGGUGUGCCUCAGGUUCGUCGGGAUUGGUUCGCUUAUGCCGUCUUGUCUUGUCUCCCUUGGGUGGGUCGAGAGCUCUACGAAAAGAAGGAGUCUGAAUUGGAUCGCAUGUUAGGCUCUUUGGAAGGCUAUAUCAAGCGGCGUAAUAAGACGCAUCAUAACGCCCUCCGCGUGUUUCGCUCAGACACGCCUCAUCCGCAGGAGGAGUAUCUGGAUUGCUUGUGGCAGCAAAUCAAGCGUUUGCGGAGCGACAUGUGGGUGGAGAAACACAUCGUGCGGCCUUAUUUGGCCUUUGACUCGGUCUUGUGUGAGGCCUUGCAACACAAUCUGCCCCAAAUGGUACCUCAACCUCAUCACCCGUCAACUAUUUAUCCGUUGCCGCAAGUGGUGUUCAGAAUGUUUGAUUACACGGAUUGUCCCGAGGGACCUUCGAGCACCAUCAUCUUGCCGGGACAGCACUCCAUUGAGCGAUAUCUCAUCGAGGAGCAGUUGAGACACAUCCUCAAGACCUAUCACAAAGAGCGCAAGGAAUGUGCCGCCCAAUUGUUGAGCUAUCCACUCAAAAAUAAAAUCCCAUUGGAGUACAUGAUUGUGGAGGUCAUGUUUGGCGAGAUCUUCCGCUUACCGAAUCCCGAGUUCAUUGAGAUUGCGUAUGGCAGCAUCUUGAUCGAAUUGUGCAAGCUUCAACCAAGUACGAUGCCACAGGUGUUGGCUCAAGCUACCGAGUUGCUUUUUGAGCGCAUCGACACGAUGAGUGUCACUUGCUUUGAUAGAUUCAUCUCUUGGUUUUCGUACCAUUUGUCGAACUUUCAAUUCCGUUGGUCUUGGGAAGAUUGGGAGGAGCACACCAAAACGGAUCCUGAGAUGCCCAAACCCAAGUUCAUCAAAGAGGUCCUAUUGAAAUGCCUCAGAUUGGCCUAUCAUCAAAGGAUCGUGGACGUUGUUCCAGAGAGUUUCGCCGCUUUUGCGCCCGAAAAGCCCGAGGCCCACUUUAAAUUUGCACUCGAUCCCAACGAGCCUGGCGCAGAGAUCAAUGGAUGCAAUCUGGCCUUCAAGUUGGUAAAUGCCAUUAAACAAAAGAUAUCGCAAGAAGAGAUCCAGGCCAUUCUCAGCGAUAUCCCGGAAGGGGAACAAGAUCGCGAAUUGAACACCCUAAAGGUAACCGUGUUCACCCAGACGUUGCUUCACUUGGCAAGCAAAAGUUUCUCUCACUCAUUCGCGGCCAUCGCCAAGUUUCAUCCCACCUUCAAGACUUUGGCCGACACUGAAGAGGCCCAAAUCUGUAUGCUCCGAAGCAUGUACGAAUUGUGGCGGAAGCACCAUCAAAUGAUGGUUGUACUGGUGGACAAGCUACUAAAAACGCAGAUUGUGGAGUGCUCGGCCGUGGCUAAUUGGCUGUUCUCCAAGGAGAUGGUGGGAGAAUUCACCAAGGUCUACACGUGGGAAAUCCUUCAUCUCACCAUUAGGAAGAUGAAUAAACACGUGAACAAGUUGAACAAAGAGGCUAAUGAUGCUCGCAAAAUGGUGGAGGAUGUGGAGAGUGAGUCCGAGGACUCGGACAAUGAUCAAUCGCGGAAGACCAUGGAGAAGCCCACCGAGGAGCAAGUGGAAAAACUCGAAGAAAAACUCGAAGCCGCACAAGCCGACCAAAAAAACUUGUUUCUCAUCAUUUUCCAGCGUUUCAUUAUGAUCUUAUCAGAGCAUUUGGUCCGUUGUGACACAGAUGGAGUGAACUUCAAGAACCCAUGGUAUCAUUGGACCAUUGGCCGACUGCAACAAAUUUUCUUACUGCACCAUGAACAGGUCGAGAAGUACAGUACCACCUUGGAGACUCUGCUAUUCACACAAGAUCUGGAUCCCAACAUUUUGGAUGUGUUCCAACAAUUUUUGGCAUUACGAAUGUGAACAUCGUGAAGAUCCCCAAAGCGUUCUUGCUCAUUUGGCCGAAAAUCGAUUAAUGAUCGGACGAGGCGAUGAUUUCAAUCUAUUAUUGAGGUUGGUUUCUUUAUUGCGCUUCGGAUGCGAGGAUUUCAUGAAAGUUUCAAUAUCACAUUGAGAAGUCGAACAUGUGCAACUUAAAGUGUAUUCAUGAUGCCAAUUGAUUUUUCAAGAAUAAAAUGUGAAACGAUGGGGUUGCUUCGAGUAUUUUA
Molecule: messenger RNA, 2740 nt
Organism: Tigriopus californicus
Lineage: Eukaryota; Metazoa; Arthropoda; Copepoda; Harpacticoida; Harpacticidae
Gene: Cbp80
Product: nuclear cap-binding protein subunit 1-like
Exons: 15
Coding region: 105-2495 (796 amino acids)
Biological process (GO): mRNA export from nucleus; nuclear-transcribed mRNA catabolic process, nonsense-mediated decay
Cellular component (GO): nuclear cap binding complex; nucleus
Molecular function (GO): protein binding; mRNA binding; RNA cap binding
Source: RefSeq, a predicted model, not a curated record